Molecule: messenger RNA, 8895 nt
Organism: Carassius gibelio (silver crucian carp)
Lineage: Eukaryota; Metazoa; Chordata; Actinopteri; Cypriniformes; Cyprinidae
Product: glycerate kinase
Exons: 12
Coding region: 493-2085 (530 amino acids)
Biological process (GO): protein phosphorylation
Cellular component (GO): cytoplasm
Molecular function (GO): glycerate kinase activity
Source: RefSeq, a predicted model, not a curated record
GGAAAAUAACAAGCGUUAGAAUUAUGAAUGUGUAACGUUAACGGACAUGACUGAUAAACAAAUAAAAAUGACGCCAAGACGUUAUUUAGACUUUUUUAUGUUAUUUUCUAUGGCUGAAGUGACCAGAUGUUGGAGUAUAAAGGAACAAAUGUGGGUUUUCAAGGGUGGUGCAUUCAGAGACGUGUAAACAAUGACAACCCCCAUUACUGGAGUUUAACUUAAGUGUCACAAGGGUGUAGUGGUACCUCCUACUACUGUUUUGGGAUAAACUCUUGAUGAAUCCACAAAUAUCUUUUAACUGGCUAGCUCGAAAACUUCUCUCUGCCCUAUGAUCAACUGUAGUCAAUCAUUACUCACUCAGUACACAGACUCUAGUGUAUGAGCAGUUCUCUAAUGAUUUUGCCAGCUCUUAAAAGAGCUUCAGAAUUGCCAGGAACAGUUUGCAGGCCUUAAGUGGUUCUCUUCAUCUGAUGUGGAUAGUUUGAUUGGAUUAUGGCUCAAAUUAUUGCUCUGUCACGUUUUCUUCACCUGAAGCACCCACUGCGGGUGAAAUUAGCAUCAUUGUGUUUUCGAAGUAUGUCAUCAUUAGACACUCGAGCCCGAGCUGUGUUUUCUGCAGCAGUUGAAGGUGUGCAGCCGGACAUAGUGGUCCGCAGGAGUCUGGAGCGACAUGGAGACAAACUGCUUGUAGGUGGACAGAGUUUCACACUUGCCAAUAACCUUUAUCUGGUGGGCUUUGGAAAAGCUGUACUGGGGAUGGCAGCCGAAGCGGAGAGGAUUGUAGGAGACCAUCUAAUUAAAGGGGUGGUCAGUGUGCCUCAUGGUAUCCAGAAAACACUAUGCAUUCAUGGAAAAGAGAAGAUGCUCCUCAAGAAGAACAGCAGAAUUACCGUGAUGGAAGGAGCAAAGAAAAAUUUACCAGAUACAGAUGCCCAGAAGUCAGCAGAGUGUAUUCGAGAACUAGCCAGUGGUCUGACUGAGAAAGAUCUGCUGCUCGUGCUCAUCUCUGGUGGUGGUUCUGCUCUUUUACCUGCUCCAGCCCCACCCAUGUCCUUGCAGGAGAAACAGGAUGUGACACGAAAACUCGCAGCAGCAGGGGCCACUAUUCAGGAGUUAAAUACAGUAAGGCGAGCCCUGUCAUUGUUGAAGGGUGGAGGUCUUGCCCAGUGUGCCAACCCAGCCCAGGUAGUGGCAUUGAUUCUGUCAGAUGUUAUUGGAGAUCCUCUGGAUUUGAUAGCCAGCGGCCCAACAGUCAUGAGUGACUUCAAACCAGAGGAGGUCUGGGCUAUCUUGGAUCGUUAUAAGCUCUCUUUCUCUCUUCCUUCCUCUAUGAAUGAGGUGCUUAGUAAAGGUAGAGCCCAUUAUGGGUCGCAGGUGCAAAAACAGGCAGAAGUCCAAAAAGACCAUGUUUUAAAUGUCGUAAUUGGCUCAAACACUAUUGCUCUUGAAUGUGCCAGCCGUAAGGCUGUUGAAUUAGGACUUCGACCCAUCAUUCUGUCUCCAGGCAUAUGUGGUGACGUUCACUCUGUUGCACGACUAUACGGGCUGCUCUCUCGUUUUGCGUGCUCCCCAGAAAAGGAAACUCCCCCAGAACUCACUGCAGAGAUCCUUCAGCUUGGACCAGAGGUUGGGGUAGAAAGCUGGGACUUGUGUCGCACCAUGAACAUGCUCGUAGAGGAGAGGAAGGAAGGCUGGGGUGUGACCUGUCUUCUGGCUGGAGGGGAACCCACUGUGAAACUGACAGGAAAGGGCAGGGGAGGGAGGAACCAGGAGUUGGCUCUGCGGGUGGGGCUUGAGCUCAGUAGGGAUGAAGUAAAGAGUGCUGCAGUGUUCCUCAGUGGAGGAACCGAUGGACAGGAUGGCCCAACUGAGGCAGCUGGAGCCAUCACUGAUGGGGAAUUGAUGAAAGAAGCCAUGUCUCAAGGUCUGGACAUCAAAGUUUCUCUCAUCGAUAAUGAUUCGUUCACAUUUUUCUCACAGCUCUCUGAAGGACGACGGUUACUCAUGCCUGGACUGACAGGAACCAAUGUGAUGGAUGUGCAUGCUAUGCUGCUGCCACUGUCAGCCCAAAGAGACUUCCAAUAAUUUGACUCCAGGAUGUUUUAUGUCUAGAAGCAACAAAAUUAUGGAGGAUUUUUUUUCAUAAUGCCACUUAUUUUAACCACUAAUAUUUUUGUUUCCUGGAUGACUGGAUGACUCCUGCUUGGUCCUGAACCAAAGUAAGUUGCUUUUCAAUGUGAACUGUUAUACACUGACUGAAAUACAAUUUACUUAUGAAAUAAAUAACAGAAAACGAAUACAUAAUCAUAUACAAAUAGUAUUUAUUAUUUUCACUGAAAAAAGACAGCAGUAACCUCUUGGACUGAAAACUGGUAGAGGCACACUUGAUGUAUUUUUAUUUUUUUUUAUCUCUGAACAGUCAAGUCUAUUUUCUUACAACACUGAAAUUAAAUGUUUGAUUUCUACAUACAGACCAGAUGACUAUGUGAACAUUUGGGAUCUUCAUUUAGAGUAGUAUUCCUGUCAGUUCUUAGUCGAAUGAUACUGUGUAAGAAUGGUUCAAGUUUUGCUAUCUACUGGCUUCCAGUUUCAAUCCAAAUAAAUUAAAGCAUUCUAAAAAAGAUAUUAAAGCUGCUAUAUAUCACAGCAUGCUCCUUUAAUGCUUUCUUUGCCGUGCACAGCACCAUUCUGUCUAGUAUUUUAGAGCAUAUAUUUAUGUGUUUGGACCUUGAGUUUUGCACCACAGUUCGUCACAGACAUCUUCACAAGUAAAACUGAUUCAGAGGCAGAAGUUAUUAUUAUUUAGUCUUCUUGAAAUAAUGUAAUUGCCAUCGUGUGUGUCUGUCAUCUUAAUCCAGUUGCAGGUACAGUAAAUCACUCACGGUGGGUUUUCAUGGCAUCACCAGCUGCACUUUCCCUAGGAAAAAUUAUUAGAAAAAUAUUAGAAAAUAUUAGACUUGACAAUGGAACAGCAGUAUUUACAACAGGGCUAUGCAUAAAUUACCUUUAAAACAAAAUACUUGUGUGUUUAGAACUACAUGCCAUUUUUUUUUUCAAUAAUGUUUUAUAAUAGUGUUAUAAUAGUGCAAUAAUAGUGUUUUUUAUUACAUUAGAAUUAAAGCAUGUUUCUGUCUAUCCUCUGUACACUUCAAAUGCUAUGAUCUCACUCAAUCAUUCCGUAUUCUGACAUUUUGUACUACCUGCUCAACAUAUGCUACCUGCAGGUAAAACAAUCAAAAUUUAAGCUAAAAUGGGUGGCAUGUGUUGUGAGCCACAAGAUAAGCCAUCAGAUGUUAAAAAUGAGGCAAAUAUAGCGUUAGCAUCAUAUACUGAUAAGUACCAUGUAUUUUCAGGACACUGGUUCAUGACAAACCAUUCCACGUAUUUUGUUUAUUUGUUAUGUGCAUGACUCAAAAUAAAAAAAAUAGGUUGGUCACUUAAAGGGGUCAUGCUUGAUGCAUGAUGCUUUUUUUUAAAGAUUGUUAUUUUGUGUAUUUGUUAUAACGGAUAGUCUGCGAUUGUUUUUCAUGUCCGCGGUUUGAAGCAACCCCAAAACCAAUAACGUGAUAUUGAGACUCUAAAAUGCGAAUUUUACCAAGGCAACCCUUCCAAAAAAUGCUAUUUUUAUUGGGGAACCUCCUGGAAACGCGAUUGGGCUAGUUUUGGAUUAGUUUUAAGAAGCAACUGGGCAGGAUUUGUUGUGAAAACCUGGCAACCCUGAUCUGAACGCACGUGCUGGAGAUAUACUUCUAAUUACAGGAGCAUCUUAACUGAUGAGAUGCGCAUGCGCAUUUGAUUUUUUGCACAGCCCUAACACAGACACACACAACGCGCAAAACUCUGGAUAUGAAUAUUCAAUAGCAAAUACUUAAGCUAAUAGCAGAACAUAACUACAGUAGCUGAUUCAGAAGCGCCAGAUUGUCAUAGCAAAGUCAGAAUUACCUCUUCUCCUAGGUUCACGAAACAGUCAUCCAUAAUAUGCGUUGCUGUUCUGUUGUAAGAAGUCUUAAAGAUGCAUCUUAAAUGCAUCUACUUCCUGAAGCCCAAAAAAAAGUGCUUUUGCUUUCGCCUAGAUACACACAGCAUCUCCCCGACAUGGCUGCUUAACUUGUGUUACUGAAACCACACCUUCUUUGUAUGAACAUUUGGGCGGCAUUACGCAAAUAUUUCCACAUAGUGACGUAGACAUGGGGGCGUGUUUGAAUGAACUGUUUUAGGGGGGGCGUGGCAGUCUUAACUUUGAUAAAAAAUAUAUCUCUUUGGAUUUGAGACUUUAGUCUUUGCAACUUUACAGAUUUUCUUCAUCCACCAAGAGCUUGUAACACUCCAAAGAGAAAAGAACAUUUACAUCGCAUCAUAUGACCCCUUUUAAUUCUUACCAUCCGCUCAGGUGAGGCGCAGUGUCAGGUGUCCCGCCAUUCUGUCCUCCAGUCCCUGAAGAAUCAUAUGAACAAUCAUAUUUAGUCUAAUAACUACCUUUUAAAGGGGACAAAAUACAGGUAUAUGCAGACACAAAGUUGUAUUCAACUGCCGCUUUAUUGGAAUUAUUAUUGAUAAGGUGGAGCAACAUAAUGGAGCGCCUCUGAAAAUACUCACCCUGUCUGUAGUACAUAUCGUUGACAGUGUUCCCGUACAUUUUCCAGGCAAAGUGGAUGGCUACGAGACUGAUGAUGAGCCAGGUGAACAGUAUCUUAAACACUGUAACUCUCAUGUCGUUGGCCAACCAAUCGUCCACAAACUCGGACAGAAAGGAAACCAGAUUGUCAACCAUUCGAGACAAGAAUUCAAAAUCCCACGAUUCCUCCAUGUCGUGUGUGUUUCUUCUUCUUUUUUUUUUUUUUUCUUACAUUCUAUUGUCUGGUUCUAAACUAGAUAGCCAGUGCUUUCAGAAAAUGUAUGUAAUUGAGCAGUCAUCUUAAAAGUAAACAAAGCUGAACCGCUGUCUUCUUCUGAGGUUUGAAAACAAUCGCGACGUCAUCAUCGCCAUCUGUCGGCCUGGGGAUCACAGACUUCUCAGUCUCAAGACCGGAAGAAGCUUUGAUAACAUCUGCAACUAUGUCAUGGUCAGAGAGAAAGUUAUAUGACGAAAAAAUGUGAGGCCUGUCCAGAUAAACAAUACAGAUCUACAGGUGGAACAUAUUUUUACUGUGAGAACUGCAGCAAAUGUAUAAAAGGUAGUAUCGAGCUCAAUUCUUGCACAUCUACAAGUGACACUAUAUGCAAAUGUAAAAAAGGCUUUACACCCAUUGAUUGGAAACGAAAUAUAAAGGAAGAGAUCUGCAUUUGUAAAAAAGGUUCUGGAAUAGAUGAAACAGGAAUAUGCAAAAAAUGUGCACAUGGCUUCUUCACAGACAAAGAAGACUCGAUUUGUCAAAAAUGGAGAGAGUGUAUAAGUGGGAUUGGGAUCCCAGGCACCAGCACUUCUGAUGUUGUUUGCAAAAAUGCCUCGAUAGAGGUGACGAAAACUCCCAAAACCCACACUACCCCAUUCCAGACAACAACAAUCUCUUCUACGUCCACUUCAAGAACUACAGACUCCUCUCCCAACAACACACAAAAAAACAGCUACUACAGCUUGUGGCUGGUUAUGCUGUGCUCUGGUAUUCUUCUGCUGGCUGGAGUCCUCUACCACAAGUGUAAAGCCUCCCCCUGUAUUCAUAACCACAAGAAAAUGGAUUUUCGAAAAGAAAGUGUAUGCAGAAAGCCUGUUGAAGAAUCUGGGGAAAAGUGCCAUUCUAUGCUUGUCUAACGAUGUUGUUAAUGGCCUUAGUGUUUCUUUUUGUGGAAUAUAUUGUACGCAUGCAAUUUAAGUUGUUUUAUAACUAGUUUAAUUGCUGUUAACUUAAUUAAAUUUCCACUUAAUAACACCACUUAAAGGGAUAGUUCACCCAAAAAUGAAAAUUCUGGCAUCAUUUACUCACGCUCAAGUUGUUUCAAAUCUGUAUGUGUUUGUUUCUUCUGUUCAACACAGAAGAUAUUUUGAAGAAGAAUGUUGGUAACCAAACAUUUGAUGGUACAUUUUUUAUUUUUUUUUACUAUGGAAGUAAAUGGCUAUCUUCAACUGCUUGGGUACCAACAUUCUUCAUUCAUCAUAAAUGAUGAUAGAAUUUUUAUUUUUGAGUAGGAUGACCAUACGUCCUCUUUUUACCGGACAUGUCCUCUUUUUGGACCUUGAAAAAUGCGUCCAGUCGGGAUUUUUUAAAUUGUCCAAAAUAUCCAGGAUUUGGCUUUUGCUUUCUAUAGUCGCCAUUCAUUGUUUUUCGUUUUUGUAUUAGAGCCCUGUGUCCAUUACCGCCCGCUGCCACAAACAUUUUAAUAUUGCAUACAAUUCUUGCGCAUCAGGGGGCUGCUAUCAAUACGUGUAGAACAUAAUCUUUUUUGAAUGAGCGCUCGCUGUUCAUUUUCACUUUCUAUUUCCAAUCACAUGCGCCCUGAGAUAUUUGUCAAUGAGCUCUGGAUCUUUUGAGCAGCAAAUCUUUCAGACUGGUUUGCCAGUCAUUUGUCCUCUCAACCCUUGACCAGUCAAAUCUGACUCCAGCAGCUCAUAUUGGAUGCAUGGUUGUCAAGUGCGCGUGUUUCUUUUUUUGUUUUUUAUGGAAUUGUUUCCAUGGCUUGAUUUUCCCACGUGGGCUAAAGGUUAGAAAUUUUGCAUAAAUUACAUUUUACUGAAAUGCUUGUAAUGAAACAUUUUGCAUUCUACCUAUGAUAAAACUUGUUCUAGAUGUUUUGUUUUGUGAAGGACAGCCACUGGUAGGAAGCUUUUUAGCUGUGUUUAUGCUAAAUAUGCUGUGUUAAGUUUGACAGGAAGUUUUGAUUUAAUCUAAAGGUCCGAAAGUUUUUUCCGAAAUUUUUGCAUGUAGAAAAAUAAAUACGACCUCACGUUGCGUCAAUCAUGUUUACACACUGCCUCCGAAACUUUCGUAUGUCAUAAAAAAAUUUGGAUCAGGUUUGAUUUUCUGCGUUUUCACAUCCGUAGCAUGCAAUUUGAUAGGAAAGGAUGGUAAAUACAAAAAAAAUGUAUCUUGAGACAAAAAAGCUUAAUAGUCUUAGUCACAUUUUAGUCAUUUGAGUCUUUCAUAGUUUUAGUUGAUGAAAAGUCGUUGCAUUUUUGUAAACUUUUAGUCAUUACUUUUAGUCACACUGCAAUUACCAACGUUUAUUUUGGUAGCUAUUUUAUAUGUAUUUUGAUAUGUCUUCAAACAAAAAAAGAGUUAUUAAUUCUUCUCUCUUUAGACCAAAUCAAUUAAGCUUAUAAGAAAUUUGAUUGAAUUUGGAAAUACUUGAAUAAAUUAUGACAAUUUUCAUUUUUGGGUGAACUAUCCCUUUAACAGUAGUGAAAAGGUAGCAACUUGUUAAAUUUAUAGUUGUUCAUAUGUGUGUGUGUGUGUGUGUGUGUGUGUUUGUCAUCUUAAAAAACAGUCAAGUUUUGUUCAUAAUUAAUAUUAGUAUUAAUAUUUGAAUGUGCUUUAGUGGAUGUUGUAAGAAUGAUGUAAAUCAUUGGUCUUCGCUAUGUUUUUUGGAAUCAGCACUGAUAGGGCUAAGUCAAUCAGAGAGACACUUGUACUGUAAAGUAUCAAGUUAAAUACAGUUAUAAAUAGUAUGCCUUAUUAUCAAUCUGUCAUCCCUAAUAUGCAAUGCAAUAUAACACAAAAGGGAUCAUCAUUCUUUAUCAUUUAACAGUCAAGUUUGUAACUGAGACAAGAUGAUAAAAAAGCAGGAUUAACUUAAUGCUGAAAAGACCUUAAGUUAUUUUAUUACAUUUUUUACUAGCAUUUCACGGUCUGACUGUGUCUUCACCAGACUGCGCAUGCGCACCGGCUGAUCAAACCUGAAAAAUAAGCUUUUUAUAAAGCUAUCUGAGCAAAAGUAACAACAUUUAUGACACAGUUUUUGUCAGAUUUCUUUGGUGAUUUCAAAUCUGAAAUUUAAUCGUAAGCUUAGUAAACCUUUUCGGAGAAUUUUAUGUUUCCCCAUUUAAAGAGAUGUACUUGCAUUUCUGAGAGGUUUUUCAAAGAUGGCUGGAGAGUGACAUGACUUGUCUUAAAAGGACUUUGGCCCACAUCCAGAGGAGACAACAUCACUGGGUUCUAUUGUCUUUUGUCAGAUCAUGCCACUUAAGUCCGGUGAAGACAUGGUGUGAGUUUUUUUCUAUGGGUUAUGUUAUAGCCCUGCUUGUUUUUAAUGUUUUUAUAAAAUAUCUUUAUUGACUGCAUGAUCAUAUCAUCGAAUUAGUCUUUUUACUGCAAUGCGAGCCACAAAGUAAAACUUGGUGAGCCGUGCAAUAAGUAACACUGAUGUAAAUAGUCAAAAGUAGCUUACAUGAGUGGUUGCUUAAGACCCAUUUACACCUGUUUCGGGCAACCGGUUUGAAACAUCGGGCUCCAAAACAAAUGUAUCCACAUGUGAAGGUGUUCAAGGUAAUAUUUUAAACAUUGCGCUUGUAGUGUAAAUGCUCAUCCAUUUGAAUUCAGAUGGCUAAUUUAAUAUAAGCUUUGAAUUGAUUUCAUUUCAUUAUUUGGAGAUAGAUCUACUUCGAAAUCUGCUGAUUAGUGAAUUGGAAAUGCAAACUUCACAUUGUCUGAGGUUCAGUCGAAAGCUGUAGGAAGAUCGAUGGAUGCCAUAACCUUAUAGAGUCAUUUCCAUGUUGCCACAAUGACUCAUGCAUACCUGAAAGAAAUGACAAAUUACCUGAGUUUCCCAUAUUUAGGUGGGCUAAAGACAACUCUGAGAAUAUUUCCCUUUUUUUAGUGCGUGUAGCCUAAUUGUAAAGAUUGAAUCUUGUUUCUGUGAAAUGGAAAUAAAUGACAUUUUUGUAGGCAGAAAUAUUUUUGUUGUAAUUCUGUGUCUGAUUAUAUUGUGUCUAAUUUACAACUUUAAAUAAAGGUCUAAAUCUUA